Molecule: messenger RNA, 949 nt
Organism: Hordeum vulgare subsp. vulgare (domesticated barley)
Lineage: Eukaryota; Viridiplantae; Streptophyta; Magnoliopsida; Poales; Poaceae
Exons: 1
Coding region: 212-811 (199 amino acids)
Source: RefSeq, a predicted model, not a curated record
CAUCUACCAGAUUAAAGUAGGCCCGCUGCCUCCACUAUACUCCAGGACAGUAGACAUCAGCACACACAAGCAGGUAGUUAGAAUUAGUUGGAACCAGAAGAAGCUGAUAGAGCCUUGCAUUGCCAUCUUCUGCAGCUAGCCCACUGCUACUUAUUAGAGUUGCAAGAAGAUCAGAAGCGACAUAGAGAGUAAGCUGAACGAAGAAGCUGCCAUGAGCUACUGGGGAAGUUCAGGUAGCUCACCGGCAUGGGGGGCGCCCGCCCGCCACGGGCCGUCUCCGAUGGUGCCCCUCAUGGUGGUGCUGGCCCUGGGGUGGGUCAUCUACAACGAGACCCUGCUGGAGUGGUACGAGCAGGUGACCGAGGUGCGGGACACCGUGACCGACAAUGCCAUGUUCUUCAUCCUCACCGCCGGGCUCCUGCUGCUCGCCGUCGUCCUCCUCAGCAACCAGAUGGAGGUGGUCCUGGUGCCGGCGGUGCUGGUGCUGGUCAUGCUCUUGAUCCAGAACAUCGUUUUUGCCACGCUCCUGUUGCUGCUGGCGGCGUACCUGGCCGGAAUUUACUACUACCCGCCUCACCAGGGCUAUGGUAAUGGCGGUGGCGGCCUCACCGGGGCCGGGGUUGGGGGUGACUGGACAGGCUGGGGCUGCGGGCUGGGGUUCUACAUGCUGCUGCUGCUCUGCCUGGUGCUGUGCGCCAUGUUUUCAGAGGAGGGCGGCAGCUGGUGGAUCCCAGGCGUGCUGCUGGCUGCGUGCCUGCUCUGCCUCAACCUCUUCUCUGGUGGCAAAGUCUUGGGCCAGGAAUACUUUUGACUCUUCUGUUCUUCGGGACAGAGCUUAGUUAUGGUUGUUUCCUAGCAUUAUUACCAGAAUGAGAAUGGUACAAGGAACAUAACUGGUACAUGUGAUAGAUAUUAACCUACUAUUCUCUCCAUUUCUAAAUAUAAGACC